GGGUCUGAGUGCGCCUGCGCAGUGGGCUCUACUCAGGGAGGCGGCGGCGACGCGCAGGAGGAAAGAUGGAAGACUACCAGGCUACCGAGGAGACCGCUUUUGUUGUUGAUGAAGUGAGCAACAUUGUAAAAGAGGCCAUAGAAAGUGCCAUCGGUGGCAAUGCCUAUCAACACAGCAAAGUGAAUCAAUGGACCACAAAUGUAGUAGAACAAACUUUAAGCCAACUCACCAAGCUGGGGAAACCAUUCAAAUACAUCGUGACCUGUGUUAUCAUGCAGAAGAACGGAGCGGGGUUACACACGGCAAGUUCCUGCUUCUGGGACAGCUCUACUGACGGGAGCUGCACCGUGCGAUGGGAGAACAAGACCAUGUACUGCAUCGUCAGCGCCUUCGGACUGUCUAUCUGACCGCCUCGUCCAGCCCGUGACCUCUCUCCUUUUGUCUCAGCCUUUCUCCUCCACCUUCUAACCACCAGCCAUCUAUUCACUGAACCCCUUUCUCAUUCUCUUUAAGUGUGUUUUUGGGCACUCUCAAAAUGUAGAGAAAAAACCAAAUAACUGCACUGUUCUGUGAGCAGCACGGCUACGUCAGAGGACUGGCUCACUGGAGGCAGGCCGGAGCCUUGACUGCCGCUCGUCUUAACUCUGAUUAUCUCUCUCCAAAGGUGCUAAAAGCCGACAUCUGCUAGUGUGGACUUUCUCUACUUUCUGAAAUGAUUCAAAUACACUAAUUUUCCAUACUUUGUACUUUUGUUAGAAUAAUAAAUUAUUCCAAUUUAAA
Messenger RNA from Camelus dromedarius (Arabian camel), 780 nucleotides. It is a transcript of the gene DYNLT1, whose product is annotated as dynein light chain Tctex-type 1. Gene Ontology annotation, biological process: microtubule-based movement. Gene Ontology annotation, molecular function: dynein intermediate chain binding. The record is from RefSeq and is a predicted model, not a curated record. NCBI's taxonomy places the organism in Eukaryota, Metazoa, Chordata, Mammalia, Artiodactyla, Camelidae. The transcript is spliced from 5 exons. Bases 66 to 407 code for a protein of 113 amino acids. Gene Ontology annotation, cellular component: cytoplasmic dynein complex; cytoplasm.